Tetrahymena thermophila SB210 is the source of this 1035-nucleotide messenger RNA. RefSeq lists its product as hypothetical. The transcript is spliced from 2 exons. The record is from RefSeq and is a predicted model, not a curated record. Lineage: Eukaryota; Ciliophora; Oligohymenophorea; Hymenostomatida; Tetrahymenidae.
AUGAAGCAAAUUAUUUAUGUUACUGAAUCUUUACAUGAAAAUGAUUUUAAGAAAUCUUUAAAUAAAAGCUAACAUUUAUAAAACACUCAUUUAAAAAUAUUCUUUCAAAAAUUUUUACAUAGUAAAUAUGCUAAUAUAGCCUCAAUAGAACUAUUGAGUUUAAAGUAGAUUACUAAUUAUUAGAUUCACGCUGAAGGCUUCAGCGAUAUAGAAGAAUAAGAUGAAAUAAAAUUUGGAAAAUCAAUUCAAAGUUUGGAAAAUUUGAACCAUCUGUAGAUAGCUGCAGGAGACUAAAUUACAAGCAAUUUCAUAAUAGGAGUAUUAGAAGGUUUAAAAUAAUUACAUAAGCUAGAAUCUUUUAAUCUCUAUCUUUUAAAUAUUAAACAUUUUAAUAAUGAGAUUUACUCUGAUAUUUUAGGAUGUUUUAAAAAUAUACAGCAUUUAAAAUCACUCAGAUUUUUCUUAAGAAGGACAUCUAAUUGGACUCACUCUAUGCAGCUUGGAGAAGAAAUUCAAUAUCUAGAAUCGCUUCAAAAAUUGUACUUAAGUUUCCCAUAGAAUAAUUUAAAUAACUCAGCUCUAUACAGUCUUUCAAGUGGUAUUUCUAAACUAAAGAAUUUAGAAAGUCUUAAUAUAAAUUUGGAUGAAAAUGAAAUUUCUCCUGAUACUGUUUAUUAUUUUGGUAUUUGUUUACAACCUCUUAAUAAACUAAGCAAGCUUUAUUUAAGAUUCAAUAAAGCAAAAAUAGGAGAUUAUGGAUGUGAAGGGUUGGCAAAAGGAAUAUUUAACUUGAAAAUUUUGAAAAAAGUAAGAAUAAAAAUAGGCCCUAAAAAUAAUAUUUCUGAUAUAGGAGCAAGUCAUUUAGCCAAUUCAUUUAAAAGCUUAGAAAAUAUAACGAAAUUUGGCUUUUUUAUUCAUGGAAAUUAACAAGUUUAUAACAAAACUAUUGAAUUAUUAGCCGAUUCAUUAAAUAAAAUGUUCAUUGGAUUCAAAUAAAUAAAAAUAAUAUUUCUAAUAGUUCUUUAAGAGCUUUGA